UGAAGAGUAGCAGGGAGCAGUGCAUGUGUUACAAUGAUCAGGGGAGGUUUCCGACUCUCCUUAUCUGCCAGCACUUCUGGACAAAGGGGUUCAUUUACCUCCCCAGAGCAUAACUUCACAUUGUUCCCUCAUCGGAAUCAUUCAGUAACAAGUGAAUCGCGCAUCCCUUCAGAACAAACUCUGAAAUCGUACACCGAUAUACCAGGCAACUGGAGAAGGAACUGGCUCAAUGUUUAUCAUUUCUGGAAGAACAAUGGUUUCAAAAAUGCACACAAUCUGAUGUUAGACAACUUCAAUAAGUAUGGUCCAAUUUACAGGGAAAAGAUUGGCUACUAUGACAGUAUAUAUAUUAUCAAUCCUGAAGAUGUUGCUAUUUUGUUCAGAUCAGAGGGUCCGCUCCCAGAGAGGUUGAAGGUGAGAGCUUGGGCUGCUUACAGAGACUUUAGGAACGAGAACUAUGGCGUCCAAUUACAAAGUGGGGAAGAUUGGAAAAGAAGUCGACUCGUUUUGAACAACAGAAUUUUUGCACAGAGCACUACCCAACAGUUCGUGCCCCUUUUCAAUGAAGUGGUACUGGAUUUUGUGUCCAUGGUUCACAAAGAAGUUGAGAAAAGUAGAAGUGGUUACUGGAGAGCUGAUCUCUCAAACAAUCUCUUCAAAUUUGCACUUGAAUCAAUCUGUUACGUACUAUAUGGAGAACGCCUUGACUUACUGCAAGGCAAGUAUAACGAGGCAUCUCAGAAGUUUAUCGAUUCUGUUGCCAUGAUGUUCCAAUCUACACCAACAAUGCUCUAUAUUCCUCCUAGUCUGAUGAAGUCAAUCAAUUCGAAAGCCUGGCAGCAACACAUAGGCUCAUGGGACAGUAUCUUUGAACAUGCCAAUACCUAUAUACAGAAAGCAUACAGGCAAUUUCAGCAGGGACUCAUAAAUGAGCAUGCAUACCCCGGCGUUGUUACAGAGCUAUUGCUGCAAGACGUUCUUUCUUUUGAAGACAUCAGAGCCAGUGUAACAGACGUCAUGACAGGCGCAGUCGACACAACGUCUACUACCUUACUAUGGGCAAUGUAUGAGCUUGCCAAACAUCCCCAUAUUCAGAAGAAUUUACGCUCUGAGAUUAUGGAAGCCCACCAGAAAUCAGAAGGUGACCUACUGAAGAUGCUAAAGUUAGUGCCGCUCCUCAAAUGUGUGCUGAAGGAAACACUGAGACUUUAUCCGGUGGCUACAACAUUACAGCGAUACUUACAUGAAGACACUGUGCUGCACAAUUAUCAUGUACCAGCUGGGAUGUUAGUGCAGGUGGGGCUGUAUGCGAUGGGAAGGAACUCAGAGAUAUUUAGCAACCCAGAAAAAUAUGAUCCUGAAAGAUGGCUGAAGAGAGAAGACACACGAUUCAGACACCUUGCAUUUGGGUUUGGACCACGGCAAUGCCUUGGGCGCAAGAUCGCAGAGACUGAAAUAUUUGUCUUUUUGAUUCAUAUGCUCCAAAACUUUCAGAUUGAAACUGAUCUAACGACUGAGGUGAAAUCCACGUUCAGCUUGAUCCUUAUCCCUGACAAACCCAUUGUCCUAAAGUUCAAGGCCAUCAAAUGAAGAGAAAUGGAAUAUGUUUCUGUAAUGAGGUUUUCCUUUCAUUAGUCUUGAAAAAUUCUGUUUAACCAGUAAUGGGUUAAUAUAAUGGUAUAUGUCUGUGUCAAUGCAUUUUAGAGCCAGAGAGAUAUAUAGCAUGAAACCAGAUCUUUCAGCUCAACUCAUUCAUGCCAACCAAGCUGCCGAUCUGAGUUACUUGCUUGCAUUUGACUGAUUUCCCUUUAAACUUCCCUACCCACGUACCUGUCCAAAUAGCUUUAUGAAACAUUGUAAUUGUACCACCUCCUUGCUAACAUUAGCAUGUUUAACUAACUACAUGAGGUUGGAUGUCCUACUGUUUGUUCACUUGUGAUGAGAAUAGAAACCCAAUAUAAGCCAGCAAGAACUACGUUUUCCCCACUGUGCUCACAAUAUUCUGCGUGAACACUAAGCUAUAAUGUUUCCUCUUGGUGCUCUGUGUAAUACAGUCAAAAAUUUAUUGUGGGUAAACAGGUGAGCAGAAUGGGAAAAAUACAGUUCUUGUGUUUCCAUCCUUAUCGUGAUUGAACAAAAUGUAGGGAAUCACGCCAUUAUAUUGUUACUUCACUUAUCAUAAUUUAUGACUUAUUAGGGCCACAAAGUCUGGCAAACUAUUUUAUAUCUUGUACACAGUCCAAAAGCAUGCUGGUUAGUACGUUAAUUGUAAAUUUUCCUGUGAUUAGGCUAGGGGUUAAAUCGGUGAGUUGCUGAGCAGUGUGGCUCAUGGGGCCGAAAGGGCCUGUUCCACACUGUAUUUCUAAAUAAAAUGAAAUUUAUAAAAUUCAUUUAUUUAGUGAUGCAGCCCUUCCAGCGCUUCGAGCCAUGCUGCCCCUGCAACCCCAUAACCCUGAUUAACCCUAACCUAAUCACGGGACAAUUUACAAUGACCAGUUGACCUACCCAGUCUCUGAGAGGAAACCACUGCACCCAGGGAAAUCCCAUUCAUUGAAUGGGAAGGACGUACAGAGACUCCUUAAAGAAUGGCACCAGCAUUGAUCUUUGAACUCCAGAAUGGUCUGGGAUGUAACAUCGUCGCACUGACCACUACACUACGGUGGUGCCUAAAUAUAAUUAUAUAAGAGAGUUUUCCAUUUUAAAGCUUAUAAAUACUUUGUGCCUAAUAUAUAUAUGCAGUUAUUUUGAAAUGAAACACUAGAAGAAUAUUUCCUGCAUGUUGCUAGUAUUGAUUUCAACAUGAUAUGUUCAAAGAAAGUGCUCUGUAUAUUGACUGUGUUAUGUUACUAGCACUGUUACCGCUUGUGCAAGUUUUCACGGUAUCACUUCAGAGACGAGCAAAAACCCAAGCUAACAUUGCAAUACAGUAUGGAAAUUGUGUUCUAUUGGCAGAAGAAGUAUGUUUUGGAUAAGAAGUUUUGAUACUUCAAAGCAUUAUUUCAGGAAAUUAAUCCCCAACACACUGGUCAACCAUCAAAUAUUAAUAAAGCUAGACUAUCUCAUUAUUCUGAUGAAGGUUCUGCACCCAUAAUGUCAAUUGUUUAUUCACUUCCACAGAUGCUGUCUAACUUGCUAAGAUCCUCUAGCAUUUUGUGUGUGUAUCUCACUGUCACUUGUUUGAGGAAGUGCUGUGCAUAAUAUUGUUCCUGUGAUUCCUACGUUGCAAAGCGCUAGCUGGAAAACAGUUUUGGAUGUCCUGAUGUGGUUAAAGGGUCUAAAUGAUUAUCAGACAAUUCUGGAGAGAUGAAUCAAAGAAACAAUGUCCACACCAACCAUCAAUAAUAAUAAUCACUUUAAGUUCAAAAAAUUAUUCUAUUGACAUGUUAUUGUUAGAUUAGAAACAAAAUAUGUAAGAUAUUUUUGAUUUUUUUUGCCUCAUCUAUCUUUCUUGAUAACUUGUAAACCAAGAUAAUUUGAAUGGCAGUGAUAAUGGUGGGUAUUAUGUAUCAAUGUUGGGUGUAUAUGACACCAAAAAAAUUGUUUUAAAAUUGUUUCAUAAAAUAGUAACCUUUUGAAUUUAAAAUAAAGUUUUACUGUCUUUCUAUCAUUCAGUGACUUAUGAGAACCAAGAAUAUUCAAGUGACAAUCACAUCAACCUCAAUCUUACUAAGUAACUGAACAGGAACGAGGGGUUGAAAGACCAAUUUCAGUUCCUAAUGUGUAUGCUCUUUGUCUGAAAAUUUUAACUUGUACAUUGUGAUCUUUAUAUAUUUUCAUAACUUUGUCAUUAUUACUUAUCAAACUAAAAGCUAUUAAAAGUGCC
This is a messenger RNA of Mobula hypostoma (lesser devil ray), 3823 nucleotides long. Its product is annotated as cholesterol side-chain cleavage enzyme, mitochondrial-like. The transcript has 9 exons. Bases 34 to 1590 code for a protein of 518 amino acids. Gene Ontology annotation, biological process: cellular response to peptide hormone stimulus; glucocorticoid biosynthetic process; C21-steroid hormone biosynthetic process. The record is from RefSeq and is a predicted model, not a curated record. Lineage: Eukaryota; Metazoa; Chordata; Chondrichthyes; Myliobatiformes; Myliobatidae. Gene Ontology annotation, cellular component: mitochondrial inner membrane. Gene Ontology annotation, molecular function: monooxygenase activity; heme binding; oxidoreductase activity, acting on paired donors, with incorporation or reduction of molecular oxygen.